AGGUCCUGCAUGGCCUUUGCAAAGAGCUGUCCCAUCUCCCCAGCAGUAGUCAGUGACAGCACGUCUGGGUUUCAUCAGCUCACUGGGCUGUGUUUCACCAGGUCUCUUUGCCAGGGCCUCCUUGGCGGCGUAUCGCACCUACUGCAGAAACGGCCCUCACAGUGAUGCUAAGAAAUGUUCCCUAGCUUCAGCAAUGACCUAGUUCACUCAAGGGCAGGGAAAAAUGCUCUUCUUCCAGAACUUGCCUGGGCAUGGACUUUUUCCUCUUCAGAAGACAUGAAAUUUUCUGAAAACAAACCCAUGUGUGCUUUGACCUGUUUGUGGAAAAGACCCUGUGUUUGAGUCCCUGUCCUGGGGGCAGGGACUCCCACUCAGUGCCUCACACAGAGCCUGGGGAGCCCAGCAUUGAGCCAGCCCUCCAAUAACAUCUCUUGGACAAACAGUAUUGAAAAAUCACAAGGCAUGAAAGGAUGACAGACUCAGGCAGGCCCCAGAAGCCCAAGCUGUGUUUUUUAUCCACGUUGCUCUCCCAGAAGGUUCCAGAGAAGUCCAACGCCGUGCUUCGCUGCAUGAUAGCUGGCCAGCCCAAGCCAGAGGUAACUUGGUACAAGAAUGGUCAAGCCAUAGAUGAGUGUGGCAUUGUUUCCAGUUAUGAGUUCCUUGAGAACCAGUAUAUUCACUUGUUGCAUCUGUCUUGCUGCACCCGAAGUGAUGCUGCUGUUUAUCAAGUCUCUGCUAAAAGCUGUCUGGGGAUGAUCUGCUGCUCUGCUUCCCUGGAGGUCAAGUCUUCAUCAGAGAACCCACAAUGCUCUCCUGACCUGAGACAUGGCACGGUCAUGGGGUGGAAAUGUGAAACAGAGACGUAUGAAGAAGAGCAUCCUUGUAAGGAAGAAGAAGAACAUGCCUCCUGGGGGGAUCCCCCACCACCUGAUUCCUCCCCCCGCAAAUUCAGCCCCAUAUGUUCACCCCAGGUAUUGGCCAAUCAUGACAUUAUUGCUCCCAGUUCUGAAAAUCCCCUGGAUGUUAAAGGAACAAUACCAAAGGCAGAAGCUUAUGAUCCAAAUAACACAGAAGAAAGUUUCCUUAAUUCAAAUAAUAUUCCGGACAAACACAAUGUAUGUUGCUACAGGACAGUGUGUCCCACAGCCUCACCGUUAGUGGAUGGUGGUCUAAGUGAUGAUGGCCCUCGUGAGGAAGCCAUCACCUCUAGUCAUGAAAACCCCAAAGCACAGAAAUACAUUAGCUUCAGCGUACCGCUGUCUGAGGCAAUCGCAUGCAUUUAUCCAGGUGACAGCGCCUCAGUCAACAAGCACCAGGUUUCCAGUGAAGACUCUGACAGCGACUAUGAACUUUGCCCAGAGAUAACCCUAACCUACAUGGAGGAGUUUUCAGAUGAUGACCUGGAGUAUCUGGAAUGUUCCGAUGUUAUGACAGAUUACUCUAAUGCAAUUUGGCAACAGAGCCUGCAGGGGACUGAGCAUGUUUUUUUAUUAGAAAGCCAUGACGAAGAAAUGGAAUUCAGUGAGUGUGACUUGGGUGGGUGUGAGCAUUUCCUCCGUGAAAUGGGUUGUGGGCCUCAGGUGUCAGGUGACAUGAGGCCCAUGGCUGCCAUCACUGCCGUCUGUGGUUAUCACUCACAACCCCAAGAAGUAGGGGUCAGAGAUAGAGUCUCUAGGCACAGUCCCUCAUCCCUGCAAACAGGGAUGACUCUUACUCUGGGACCUCACCAGGAUGGAAUGGGUACGGUGACCGGCCAGGGGAGUUGUCCACUCCCCACUGCUUCUGAGGCUGCUGAAGAUGAUUGUCCAGGAAUUCCAGGAGAAACCAGAGACAGACACCAAGCAGGAGAGGAAUUUCCCAGUGACAAUCUGCUAACCAUGGAUAAGGCAGCGACAGAGGCAGAGGUGAAGCCCUUGUCUGGGGGAUCAGAUAAGUCGGAGAGGCAGGGUUCAGAGAGCCUGGCUGAGAAAAGACCAGAGGAAAAGCAUGCAGUCCUCAGGAGGGGCCCCCAGAGACCCACCAGAGUGUGGUGGUCGGCAAUGAAGGGAAACACUAAGAAGCUGACCCACAAAGAGAGCGCCCCAGAUGGCAUCUUUAAUCCCCUCCUCAAGGAACCCAAGCAGCACCCCCUAAACCGGAGCCAUCAAAGAGAGACUCUACCCACCAAAGCUGGAGCUCCUUGCCGGAAUUCCCACUCCCAUGCACAGCCAUGUGCAAUUUCAUCCUCCGCAGAGCGAGACAUGGAAACAGUUCCACUCCCUGCAGACUCACUUUCCAAGGAAAGGGACACAAGCUUCGAGGGAGAAGUGAUGCAGGUUAAUGGCUUAUUUGAUACACACCAGAUUCCAGACCAGAGUGCUCAUCUUCAGGUGCAAAUUCAGGAUAGCAGCUCUUCCAGCCAGAUGCCAGCUUUCUCAGAGUCUGCUGGCAAGGAGUCUCCAUUCACUGGGACCACAAGGGAGUCCUUCUCCAACUCAGGAGGGAUUCAUGAGGAAAACACAUCAUUGACUCAACACCUAGAGUUGGAAAACUAUACUCAAGACCCACAGCAGGCAGAAAAACAAGACAGAGAAGGCAACACACCUGCCAGGUCCUGGGCAGACCUAGAACAUGAGCUGAGCACUCCAGAAGCUGCCGAUGAAAGCAUGUCCCUGGCUGUACCCUCAGUGCAUCUCCCCCAGGAUGCCAGCACUGACUGCAGGGAGCCCAAGGAUCUCUUUGUUACCUCCCCUGAGCCCACAGACACUGCUUUCACCCUGGAAAAUGUAUUCAGUGGGCCAAGGGGCAGAGAAGAAGCGUGCAUGAUGGAGUGUUUUGAAACCGCUGACCAAGGAACAUGUUAUGAUACCAUGGAUUCUUCUGUUGGAGCAUCACUUGAUAAAUAUUUGCCUGAAGAAAUUUGCUUCACGGACUUUGAGCGGACAGAAGGUCAAAGCAAAGUAUGUGAUUUAUGUUCUCCUGAUGACAAGACACUGGCAGCUCUUCCUCAGACACAAGGUUCUGAGCCUGCACAAGCCACAUGCAAACACAACAAGGAUAGAAACUUGGCCAUGUUUCCACUUUUUCUCAGUGCUUUCACCUGGAACGUGUCGCAGGAGGACAGUGAAGGUACCACAGGGGAACAUCUAACUGAGGUAGAGAACGCUCCAUCUGUCUUGUCCCCCACAGCCCUGGCUGGCCAGAAGAGGCUGAGCCUCCUCGAUUCAGGAGAACCUGGGGGGACACAGCCCCAUUCUUCUAAUAACUCUUUUGUGCACCUUAAUGGAGGCAUCGACAAGAGCCCCCAAAUCAGUGCCUCAGUUGCCACAGACACACCAGCCAGCCAUAGUUCAGUCAUGAAGUUCCCACAGGACAAGUCAACGGCAUUAACUGCUAAUGUUAAGUGUCUUCAGGUGACGGGGGCUAGUGAGGCUCUAUCAAUCAUUGCUGUUGCCACCAAGGCCCACCUAGCCAAAUACCACACUGUUUCAGUUUCUGAAAACAACCAUGCAGAUGACACUGAGGAAAACCCAUCCGAGGCACCAAAUGAAAAUCUCUUCCAAUUUCCCUCCAAUGUGCAGUCAGGUCAUAAGUUAAAUGGCUCUGCUCUGGAGUCCGUAGAAGAGCUGCUUUGCUCAAGCCCCAAUGUUCUAGGAAUUCCUGGCCAUGGUCACUCGCUCCCAGAGGGAGAGGGUUUCUGUAGCAAUUGUCCUCUUCACACUGAAGGCCAGUCUACAGAUGAGAGCCAGACCAGGGACAGAGCAGACAAUGGGAGCCCUGAAGAGGAUUUCCAAGAAAAAGGAAGUGAAACAAAGCAGAGAAUCCAGUCAGAGAUCCCGCACUACCACGGUUCUUUUUCUGCACAUGAUUUCCAAGAAAGUUUGUCCCCCUCAUCUCCUGCAAAAGAGGAAGCCAACCUGGGACUCUCCGAGCCCUCCCCAGGAAGUUCUAGGGAAGAGAGAGGGCACAGCUCAGGCCUGGAGGCCAGUGUCUCCAUGGUGGCACAGGCAACUGUGGAAGAAGACAGCCAGGCCAGCAACGUUCCGUCUCUCUCUGAAAUGCUCCUGGGAGAGUCUGACGACACAGUACUAGGUAACAAGGUGAAGGCUAUCACUCUAGAGGAUUCUGCUUCUGAAAUCUUGCCACCAAGGCAAGUGACAGAUCUUGAGUACAAGGAGGCAGCUGGUCCCGUAGUCUCUGAUAGGGCCUGGGCUCUCUCUGAUACUCUGAAGUCAGAUGCUGCCGUGCCUGACCUGGAACCGUCAGGGACAGCAUCAUGGGCUCACAGUCCCCAGGCUGAGAUGGCCUCCGCCCUCGAUAAUGACAGGGACAUUGGUAAAGGAGACACAGCAGCCAGCAAUGCACAUUGGAAUAGUCCUUGGUCCCAGGGUUUGAGUCAAUACAGAUUCCCGGAGUCAUCUGUGGACCCUGUCGAGGAAAAGGAAUUAUAUGUCACAGAUUCCCUAUCAGAAGCUUCCAAAAUUGGAGGGAAGGAAAAAGUUAAAGAUCUGAGUCAAGACCAGGAGGGAAAUCAGCUCAAAGUGGGUCACCCUGCCUUCCUUAACCAGCUUCUGACUUUCUCUAAUAUCCUAGAGUCCUCCGUAGACCCCAUUGAUGAGCCAGGCAAGAUGGAGCCUCCGCAGGCUGAGAACACUGGGCCUGCUGACCCCACAUCGGGGGCCAUCAGAAAGCAGAACAAAUCCACUGAUGGAAACUUGGGCCAGAGAGUGGAAGUCCAACCUGCCAUUCUGCAAAUUUCAAGUCCCUAUAACAGAGGGGAAACCAUUCCCAACAAAGACAGAAUCAACCAAGACCAAGCAGACAGUGAAAGAGAAGAGGCCAAACAAAGACAACCCAAAAAAGCAAAAGUGGAAAUACAGCCUGUCAUUUGGCAAGUCUCAGGUCCUAAUGAAGUUAAGCAAAGAAUUCCAAGGGCAUGCAGCACAGGCCAAGUUCAAGAUGGCAGUGACAAAAGCUUGGGGGAGGCUGAGCAAAGUAAAAAGGACAGAGCUGAAUUUAUUUCCCCCACUUCACCUCUUUCUAGUUGUCCUGCAAUAAUGACUCAUACUCCUGUUGAGAUUGAUACUCACUGCUUGGUAGGCCAAAUUCACAGUGGAUCUGUGAAUGACUUCAUUGAGCACAAAACCCAUCAGAAUAUAUCUUGCAACUCAGAGGAAAGGGGAACUAUUGAGAGCGAGUGUGGGAAACAUGUGUCCUCGCUCAGCGUUCUUAUGCAGUUGCCUUCUACCCCAUCACCCAAAGGAAAUGUCACACACUUUUCAAUAAGCCAUAGCACUGAGGAACUAAAAGUGAAGGAGCCUCAAAUUGGGGAAACCAAACUCCCAAGCCCAUCUACCUCCCCAGGAAUGACUUUGGCUUUCAUUUCAAGAGAGUAUGAGUCAGAGAAAGCCCCUGAGUUACUACAGGACCCAGAUCAAAAGGGCUCCACCCUGGGCAGUGGAAAAAAGUCCAGGGAGAAGGCCAGCCAUGUGGCCAACCAGACUGGCAAAUUACCAGGUGCCCGGUCAGCAUGGGCUGGGUCAGAAGAGGUCAAGAAGAAGCAAGAACUCUCAGGAAGUGGACAUUUAGCUGAGGGAGUCAAGAAGAAAAUUCUGUCCAGGGUGGCCGCCCUGAGACUGAGAUUAGAAGAGAAGGAAAAUGCCAGAAAGAACUUGAGUCUUAAAAAAAUUCCUAAGCUCGAAAAAUCAUUAUCAUGUACCAAUGAGAAAAAAGACCCCAAAAAGGCACCUUGCAAAAGAGAAGGAAAAGCUCCAAUAUUACUCAAAAAGAUCCGAGCCGAGAGAUUCCCUGACCACUCUGGAAAUGUAAAGUUGAGCUGCCAGUUUGCAGAAAUUCAUGAAGAUUCUACUAUCUGGUGGACAAAAGAUUCAAAGUCAAUAGCCCAAUUUCAGAGAAGUGCGGGGGACAACUCCAGUGUUUCCUUGGCUAUUGUUCAAGCUGGGCAGAAGGACCAGGGCCUCUAUUACUGCUGCAUCAAGAACAGCUAUGGAAAAGUCACUGCUGAGUUCAACCUCACAGCUCAAGUUCUCAAACAGCUUGCAGGCCACCCAGAUAGCAAAGGAUGUGAAGAGAUUGAAUUCAGUCAGCUCAUCUUCAGAGAGGACUUCCUCAAUGACAGCUAUUUUGGGGACCGCCUGCAUGGCCAGAUCGCCACAGAAGAGCUGCACUUUGGGGAGGGGGUGCACCGCAAAGCCUUCCGUAGCACUGUGAUGCAAGGCCUCAUGCCCGUCUUCCAGCCAGGCCAUGCCUGCGUGCUCAAGGUGCACAAUGCUGUCGCCCAUGGGACCAAAAACAAUGACGAGCUUGUGCAGAGGAACUACAAACUCGCUGCCCAGGAAUGCUAUGUUCAAAAUAUAGCCAGACACUAUGCCAAGAUCUAUGCUGCUGAAGCACAGCCUUUGGAAGGCUUCGGAGAAGUGCCAGAGAUCAUUCCUAUUUUUCUUAUCCAUCGGCCUGAGAACAACAUCCCUUAUGCAACAGUGGAAGAGGAGCUGAUUGGAGAAUUUGUGAAGUAUUCCAUAAGAGAUGGGAAGGAAAUCAACUUCUUGAGAAGAGAAUCAGAGGCUGGUCAGAAAUGCUGUACCUUCCAGCACUGGGUAUAUCAGAAAACCAGCGGCUGCCUCUUGGUCACAGACAUGCAGGGUGUAGGAAUGAAGUUAACUGACGUUGGCAUAGCAACACUGGCCAAAGGGUACAAAGGAUUUAAGGGCAACUGUUCCAUAAGCUUCAUUGAUCAGUUUAAAGCACUACACCAGUGUAACAAGUAUUGUAAGAUGCUGGGGCUGAAAUCCCUUCAAAACAACAGCCAGCAAGCAAAGAAGCCAAUUGGGAAAAGUAGAGUUCAGACAAACUCCGCAAUGGCCAAGAAGUCGGAACCUGGGACCCCAGCAGAAAAGAAAGCCUAGGGCCCUCAUCGCUUCAUAACCAGCAGCCACCAGCUAGCAGGGGACAAUAACAUGGAGUCUACAGAGAGCUUGUGACAACAUUUCCUCACAGCCAACUGUGCCCCAGAGGCUUCCACGCCUGUCACCUGCCAUCUACUGAAAUGACUUUGGAAUAAGACUUGUGAGAGAGACUCCCACAAGAGUCAGUCUCAAAAACAGUCCACUCGUGUACACAGCUAGCGUUUCUACCAACUUCAUGUUAUGUGUCAUUUGUAUAUUUGCACGUGGUUUGUUGUCCAGGACUUGGUGCUGCACAGGGUCUGUUCACAGCCGAAAUCCUCCUCACCUCAGGGUUUCUAGACAUAUCCAGCCAAGGUGUGAACAGAAAUCAUGAAUGUCAAGUUGUUGCACAAGUGUCAAGUAUGCUACUGUUGCUGGAAGUGGCUUCUGAACCAUCAGGCCAUUUCCCAUUAUUAUUCACACAGUCAGAUACAAAUGUUCUGUUCAUUAAAUUCAUAUUUAACAACAAGUGUAAGAUGCACAUAGAUACUUGCUCUUUGGAAUUUGUGUCAUAUUUCACAUUCCCCCAGGAUGUAGUAAUUUACAAAUUUCCUAAUAGAUUUAAUGGAGCACAAAAUAUUUGCAUCUGUGUUUUGCCCCGUUCUUACAUUAGAGCUGAGGUUC
This is a messenger RNA of Castor canadensis (American beaver), 7568 nucleotides long. RefSeq names its product alpha kinase 2 (gene Alpk2). Gene Ontology annotation, biological process: protein phosphorylation. NCBI's taxonomy places the organism in Eukaryota, Metazoa, Chordata, Mammalia, Rodentia, Castoridae. Gene Ontology annotation, molecular function: ATP binding; protein serine/threonine kinase activity. The record is from RefSeq and is a predicted model, not a curated record.